CUUUCGCACGUGUGAGAGACACGAACCAAUGGAGCAGGUCAUCACUGCCACAGGUGUCACGCGUGCCAAAUGGCUGGUGUAAAAAGUAGGAGUUGGCCAGUUGGGGAGAAAAAGGCGAUGGGUGGCGUUAAUGCGCCAGUGCUCUUCUAUCUCAGUUUUCUGGUCAGUGUGGGGCCUACCUACUCUCUCCCAAGCAAGACAGCUAUUACUCUCACACUGCUUCUGGCCCCACCCCACUUUGAAGCUCAUUCAUGGCUUCUCUCUACUCUGUCUCUAUCUCUCAUAUCUUCCUGUUUUCACAAUGUCUCCUUUAUUUUCUCACAUCCGCCAAACCGUUCUCUGAGAAAUUCCAAGGCUGAUGCUUGCAAGCUGAGUUUCAGUCCUUCAUCUAUCCCUUUCUCUGCCUGUUUUUCCUCAGUUUCCCUCCACUUGGUUGUAGUCUUUUGUGAUGGUUUCUCUAUUUUGGGGUAAGGAAAUUGAAGGCAUGAAGGAAACGGUGUCUCUGAAGCUCACCGUCCAUAUAUUUAUGUUGUUCCUAUGUCUCCAUAUAUGUUGUGGCAGCACGUUAACUUAUCAUAAAGAUCCAGACUUGACGAUUAAACAAGAAGAUUCUAUGUUACCGAUGAUCUCUCCUACAGGGACUCCUCAGCCCUUUCUUCCCCUUCUGGCUCCUUCACCACUGGCACCGUUCACAAAUACCACUGUCCCAAAAUUAUCAGGACUCUGUACGCUAAACUUCAGUGUUGCUGAGAGUUUGAUGAGUGUGACCUCAGUUGAUUGUUGGUCGGUUUUUGCACCACUGCUCGCUAAUGUAAUUUGUUGCCCACAGUUGGAAGCCACUCUCACAAUUCUCAUUGGUCAAUCCAGUAAAGAGACCAAUGUUCUUGCUUUAAAUGGGACGGUUGCUAAACAUUGUCUAUCAGAUAUUGAGCAGAUUUUGGUGGCAUCAGCGAGAGGGCCUAUAAGUUCAGCACUGGAAGAUAUACUAACCAACCCUGAUCUCUCAUACUUCCAGCGCCUUGGGCAGGCUUCUUGGCGUGAAAUUAAGACCCUCUUCUACCUAGCAGCUCCGGCGGUGGGGAAUUACUUGCUCAGCAACAUCACUGCAGUAGCCACCCUCAUCUUCUGUGGCCGACUUGGCAAUCUUGAAUUCGCUGGUGCCUCUCUAGGGAACACUGGUGUCGCUGUCUUUGCUUACGGCCUCAUGCUUGGAAUGGGAAGUGCAGUGGAGACAUUGUGUGGCCAAGCAUUUGGAGCAAAUAAGAACGAAAUGCUGGGUGUAUAUUUACAGCGAGCAACAAUUCUUCUCACGGCAACAGCAAUCCCAGUGAUGUUCAUCUACAUCUUCUCCAAGCAAAUCUUGAUCGGACUAGGCGAAACGGAGAGCAUAGCAUCUGCAGGAGCACUCUUCGUCUAUGGCCUAAUUCCACAGCUCUUUGCCCUGGCUUUCAAUUUUCCCUUACAAAAAUUCUUACAAGCUCAGAGCAUAGUGUGGCCUAGCGCCUGCAUAUCUGGCGUUACAGUUGUGGUGCACUUAGUACUUAGUUGGGUGGUGGUGUACAAAUUGGGGUGGGGUUUGCUGGGUGCAUCUUUGGUUUUGAGCUUGUCCUGGUGGAUCAUGGUGGUGGCCCAGUUAAUGUACAUCUUGGUGAGCCCAAGGUGCAAAUAUACUUGGACUGGAUUUAGCUCACAGGCUUUUACUGGGCUCUGGGAGUUUCUGAAGUUAUCCACUGCAUCCGCAGUCAUGCUGUGCCUUGAGACUUGGUACUUUCAGAUUUUGGUUUUGAUCGCUGGGUUGCUCAAGAAUGCUGAGAUUGCCUUGGACGCACUCUCUGUUUGCAUGGCUGUAUCUGGAUGGGUGUUCAUGAUCUCUGUUGGGUUCAAUGCUGCAGCAAGUAUAAGGGUGAGCAAUGAGGUUGGUGCUGGGCAUCCAAAAUCAGCAUCAUUUGCAGUGGUGGUUGUAACUACAAGCUCCUUAAUCAUCUCCUUAAUCCUUGCCAUAAUCAUACUUGCACUCCGCCGUUACCUCAGCUAUAUAUUCACUGAGGGCUCCACUGUUUCUAAUGCCGUCGCUGAACUUUCUCCCUUCUUGGCUUGUACUCUUUUACUUAACGGCAUCCAACCUGUUUUGUCUGGGGUGGCUGUUGGGUGUGGAUGGCAAGCAAUCGUGGCAUGGAUUAACGUAGGAUGUUACUACAUCAUUGGUAUCCCACUGGGUUGUGUUCUUGGCUUCAAGCUUGACUUAGGAGCUAAGGGAAUAUGGUCGGGAAUGCUGGCGGGCACUUUUAUUCAAACUCUUAUACUCUGUUGGAUCACAUUCCGGACUGACUGGAAUAAAGAGAUUGCGAAAUCAAAGAUUCGUAUAGAUGAAUGGGAAGACAAGAAGGAGCCUCUUCUCAAUGAAUAGACCCAAGUUUAGGAAACUUGGGACAAAACUCUCGUUUAAAAUAUAAAAAAACUUUGUUUGUCGGAGGGGCAAUUGGCAUGCCUUGUCUUUUUAUAUAAUAUCUUCAGUGACACUGGGCUUUGGUUUUUCUUUUGUCACAUUAAUAUUGUAUGGGAAAUUCU
Messenger RNA from Prunus persica (peach), 2568 nucleotides. RefSeq lists its product as uncharacterized. The record is from RefSeq and is a predicted model, not a curated record. NCBI's taxonomy places the organism in Eukaryota, Viridiplantae, Streptophyta, Magnoliopsida, Rosales, Rosaceae. Gene Ontology annotation, molecular function: xenobiotic transmembrane transporter activity; antiporter activity. Bases 449 to 2407 code for a protein of 652 amino acids. The transcript has 10 exons. Gene Ontology annotation, biological process: xenobiotic detoxification by transmembrane export across the plasma membrane. Gene Ontology annotation, cellular component: plasma membrane.